AAAAAGUCUAUUUCCCCAAACAUGACAUAGGCACUUUAAAGUUCGAGCAUUGCAGAGAAUUAUAAAUAACAAUAAUUAUAUUUCAUUUAAUGCUAGGUUCUUAAAGCACAAGUAAUCGCGGACUGUAGUAAAAUACAAAAGAACAGGUCUGACCGUUUUUAACGUGCAAAGAAAAACGGUCCUUAAAGACCUCAACCUUGCUAGAAACGAAUGUAAAAAGUGAGUCUUGUAGUCAGGAACGAAAAUCUAUUCGUUGUGUGUCUGAAAAUCUGAUUUCGUUCUAAGCCAAUGAACGUGUUUGUUUACAUUUUUCCUGUUGACGAAUUAAAAUGCUGUAAUACGACUGACAAUUUUAGGUAGAAUAUUUGCCGUGUUCCCAUGCAUUUGUACAGAGCCGUCCUUAGAAGUUUAAAUAGCGUGUUGCUUCAUAAAUCUAUGACUUUGUUUAGAUACAGUUAAAGUAAUCGCUGAUCAAACAAAUCAGUCAGGCAUAGGACGAAUGAAUAUACACCUUCUAAUUGCAUUAUUAUAAUAAUUGCACUAUUUAUUUUUCACUUCCAAUGGUGCUUCUUUGCUAAGCUAAGCCACUGACCUAUAAAAAUGCCUGUAGUGUGUCGUCUGAGCAAUCAGCCACAAGUAACGUUUAGCUCAACUGAUAGAUCUCGUGUGCUUCAGCUAUAAAGCCUCUUUCCAAGCGGAUAGUAAAAUUUUGCUGAAAGUCGAACAACGCCCAAUCCUAACGAAACUCACUAGGUUUAUUAACCACUGUUCAUGUUGUUCACCUUUGAAACAAUGGAAAAAAUGAAAUUCUUAACCGCUCAAGGGCCCCUUCGAAAUAAAAUUGUGUCGUUUUUACGUUCUUGACGUUUGUAAUAGAAAUUUCCAUGGAGCACGAAGCAAGUGGAAGUACAAGUGUCUGCGAAUAUGGUUCGAAACAUCUUCAAAAUUGUGGUGCUGACAUAAGUUGCAAAGAUGAGUUGGGCAAAACUGCUUUACAUCAUGCUGUUGAUGUUGGUGAAACAGACAUUGUCAAAUAUUUUCUUGAACAAUGUGGCGCUCAUGUAAAUGACAAGGAUAAAAGAGGGUGGACAGUGCUGCACUACGCUGUUACUGAAGGUUCGCUUGAAAUGGUUAUAUAUCUUGUUGAACAUGGAGCUGAUGUAAAUGCCAAGGAUAUUUAUGGACGGACAGUGCUGCAGGCUGCUGUUAGUGAAAAUACGCUAGAAAUGGUAAAAUAUAUUGUUGAACAUAGCGCCAAUGUAAAUGGCAAGGAUCCUAACGGGUUGACUGUGCUGCGCUCCGCUGUUAGUAAAGGUAUAUUAGAAAUUAUAAAAUAUCUGGUUGAACAUGGCGCUGAUGUAAAUGGAAAGGAUUUUCAUGAACGGACAGUGCUGCACGCUGCUGUUAGUGAAAGUACGCUAGAAAUGGUAAAAUAUCUUGUUGAACAUGGCGCUGAUGUAAAUGGCGAGGAUGCUAAAGGGUGGACUGUGCUGCACUCCGCUGUUAGUAAAGGUAUAUUAGAUAUUAUAAAAUAUCUUGUUGAACAUGGCGCUGAUGUAAAUGGAGAGGAUAUUUAUGAACGGACAGUGCUGCAGGCUGCUGUUAGUGAAAGUACGCUAGAAAUGGUAAAAUAUCUUGUUGAACAUGGCGCUGAUGUAAAUGGAGAGGUAAUUUAUGGACGGACAGUGCUGCAGGCUGCUGUUAGUGAAAGUACGCUAGAAAUGGUAAAAUAUCUUGUUGAACAUGGCGCUGAUGUAAAUGGAGAGGUAAUUUAUGGACGGACCGUGCUGCAGGCUGCUGUUAGUGAAAGUACGCUUGAAGUGGUAAAAUAUCUUGUUGAGCAUGGCGCUGAUGUAAAUGGCAAGGAUCCUAACGGGUUGACUGUGCUGCACUCUGCUGUUAGUAAAGGUAUAUUAGAAAUUAUAAAAUAUCUUGUUGAACAUGGCGCUGAUGUAAAUGGAAGGGAUUUUCGUGAACGGACAGUGCUGCAGGCUGCUGUUAGUGAAAGUACGCUAGAAAUGGUAAAAUAUCUUGUUGAACAUGGCGCUGAUGUAAAUGGAAAGGAUAUUUAUGAACGGACAGUGCUGCAGGCUGCUGUUAGUGAAAGUACGCUAGAAAUAGUAAAAUAUCUUGUUGAACAUGGCGCUGAUGUAAAUGGGAAGCAUAUUUAUGCACGGACAGUGCUGCACGCUGCUGUUAGUGAAGGUACGCUAGAAGUGGUAAAAUAUCUCGCUGAACAUGGCGCUGAUAUAAAUGGAGAGGAUAUUUAUGAACGGACAGUGCUGCAGGCUGCUGUUAGUGAAAGUACGCUAGAAAUGGUAAAAUAUCUGGUUGAACAUGGCGCUGAUGUAAAUGGCAAGGAUAAAGUAGGGUGGACAGUGCUUCACUACGCUGUUAGUAAAGGCAUAUUAAAAAUGGUAAAAUAUCUUGUUGAACAUGGCGCUGAUGUAAAUGGCAAAACUUCUCACGGGCGAACAGUCUUGCAAACUGCUGUCAGUGUCAGUGCAUUGGAAAUUGUCAAGUAUUUAGUUGAACAAGGUGCUGUUAUAACUCUUGGCACUAAGAUCCUGAAGAUGGCUGUUCUGAAAAAUUCAGUUGCUUUGUUCAAACUUUUGUUGGAAAAGAACAUCGCUGUGUGGAGAGCUGGAACAUUUCUUGUUGAAGGAAAGCAAAUGAGUGUUGUUGAAUGGAGUAUUCACCUUGGUCAAGAUGAAAUUACAACUAUCCUCAAAAGGUCCGUAAAUCAUCGUGAGAAGAUUCAGAUGUUGAAAACAAUGAAUUGCAACCGGUUAGAAGAGGUUGAAACACCAAUGCAGGCUUUUGUCGCAAAGAAUGAAUUCAAAAUUGGCGAUGGUGGUUUUUCUUGUGUCUAUGUUGGUCUCAUGAAGGAUGGAAGCGAAGUUGCUGUCAAGAGAAUUUUGUUACAAAGUGAAGAUACAACAGUCGAGAACGAAAAGGAAAUAAUGAGUCUUAUUGAAGCAAACAACUCUCCAUUCAUAGUGAACUAUCGACAUUUUCACCGUGACGAUAACUUCAUGUAUCUUAUUGUUGAUCUUUGCGAAGAAAACUUGAGGGAACUUGUUCAUGCAUGCAAUAUUGAACAUCUACAAGAGCAAGGUCCACGAAUGAUUACGGAAAUUCUAUCAGGACUUGAAUUUCUUCAUGGUAAAGGAAUAUUGCACAGAGAUCUAAAACCAUCAAACGUCCUGGUUGAUAUCGAAGGUCGCAUGAAAUUGGCAGAUUUUGGAAUAAGCCGCGUUCUAAAUGACGAUGACACGACAAUUGAAACAUUUGCUAAAGGUACUCCUGGAUGGAUGCCACCGGAGGUAAUUGAGGCAAUAGACAAAGGGGAAAAAGGUCCUUUUAAAAGGAAAUCAGAUGUUCAGGUCGCGGGUAUGAUUGCUUUCUUCAUCUUGACUAAAGGUGAACAUCCUUUUGGAUCAAAGAUAAAUUGGAUGCAAAAUAUUUUGGAGGGAAACUCUGUCAAUUUGGAGAAACUUCGUGACAGCGAAGCUCGUAGGUUUGUGUCGUGGUUGAUUAAUCACAAGAUUGAUGAUAGACCUUAUGCUCACGAAGCAUUAAGAGAUUCUUUCUUCAUAGAUCCAAUGGGAUUGUUACAGUUUCGACAGACUUGUCAAAAGAAAGGUUAAUUCGUCUUAUUGUUGGUAAACGUCGGAUCGUACGUCAAGAUAAAUUAUCUGCGAAGUUUGUUUGAAUUGAUGGAUCCUUCCAAGCCCAAGUUUGUCCAGGCGGAUUAUCAAUCUCUACGGUGCAUCAAGUUAUUUUUAGAACUUUACAACUUUUACAACUCGGUUCCUGGCGUAGACCUAUAGUUAGUUCUUAUAAACUGGAUAGCAAUGAAAUACACGUGUAAAGUCUCUUAGACACAAUUACUAGAUUUAUGACUUUUUAAUAUUGUAAUCUGUAUUUAGAUAAUUAAA
Messenger RNA from Dendronephthya gigantea, 3941 nucleotides. Its product is annotated as putative ankyrin repeat protein RF_0381. Bases 885 to 3650 code for a protein of 921 amino acids. The transcript is spliced from 2 exons. Gene Ontology annotation, molecular function: protein binding; ATP binding; protein kinase activity. Gene Ontology annotation, biological process: protein phosphorylation. The record is from RefSeq and is a predicted model, not a curated record. Lineage: Eukaryota; Metazoa; Cnidaria; Anthozoa; Malacalcyonacea; Nephtheidae.